GCACACCCGUCCCAUCCAUCGUCGUUGUGAGCAACCGUGCAGGGAAUCCUGCAGCUGCAGAUGGCAGUAGAACCUACAGACCCGGAGCGUCGACGCGAAACAACACCUCUCCCGAAAUUACAAACGACAGUCGCGCUCCUGAUCGCUCAUGCAGAACCAGUCACUGGACAAGUUAUAUACCCUUUCAUACCCGCUUUUGUUCGCAGGACUGGGGUUACGGGUGGAGAUGAGAAAAGUACGGGGUAUUAUGCUGGGAUUAUUGAAUCUCUGUUUUUUGUCACGGAAUGUCUUACUGUCUAUCAUUGGGGUAGAGCUUCAGAUAGGAUUGGAAGACGGCCGAUUUUGCUCAUUGGCCCGCUCGGGUUGACUGUUGCGAUGUUGGGAUUUGGGUUGUCAAAGACGUUUUGGCAGUUGGUGGUUUUCCGAUGUGCGCAGGGCGUGUUUAAUGGAAAUUUAGGUGUGGUCAAGACCCUUAUGGUGGAGUUCACAGACGACACCAACCUAGCAGACGCCUUGACGCUCUUAACGCUCGCCUGGAACGUAGGCUCUACGAUUGGGCCCGCCAUGGGUGGUAUUCUGUCAGACCCUGCAGAGCAAUGGCCUCGCACAUUCAGGCACCCAUUCUUCCGCGAGAAUCCUUAUUUCCUUGCAUGUGCAGCCGCGGCGAUGUGUGCAUUCACGGCAUUCAUAUUCGCAUUCCACUUCUUGAAAGAGACCCUUAAUACUUCUCCGUCGAGCGAUGGACCAUCAGAACGUGAUCCUCUCCUCGCCGGAAGUAACGAAGAAAAUCAGAACAAAGCUCAACUUACAAUCUACGAAAUCGUCGUCCCAAACCUUCCACUCCAACGCUCCCUCAUCACCCUUGCUAUCUUUUCCCUCACUCACAUGUCCUACCGAGUCCUCAUUCCCCUCGUAUACUCCACUUCCAUCCCCUCUGGUGGCCUCGGCUUGUCUCCAUACCAGAUCGGGAUAGUUCUAGGCAUAUAUGGUGUAUGUAACGGCAUCCUCCAACUCUUCGUCUGGAAACCAAUGCUGAAGCGGAUCGGACCGAAGAAGAUGUUCAUCCUCUCGUAUUCAUUUCAUACCUUGAGGAUGUUGAUGAUGACGCUUGCGAGAGUUGUCGCGGCGAGGGUGGGGAGCGCUAAUUGGUUGGUUUGGACGUUUAUCGUUGCGCAGAUGGGCGCGUCUACGUUGGCUGCUACUGCGUACAAUGCGAUCACAACUCUAAUCGUCAAAUCCGCACCUCCAAAUGCACUCGGAGCCGUUAAUGGUAUUCAACAGAUGAUUUCGUCUGGAUUGCGAGGACUUGCGCCGAUAGUGGCCUCUUCACUUUUCGCAGUGUCUUUGGCACUCGAUUGGAAAGUCUCAGGGGGUUCGGGCGGUGUCUGCAGAUAUUUCGUGGAUAUACUGACGAUUGGUUUGAUUAUUUUUGGCGUUUGGUAUUCAAGGAGGCUUCCGAGUUAUAGACUUAUUUGAUUCCUUGUGGUCGUUUCGUGCUCACUGAGGGAGAAAAAGAGAAUUAGAUACGCUCAGGCAGGGGAACUUGGAACCGAUAGCGAGGAAG
Marasmius oreades (fairy-ring Marasmius) is the source of this 1564-nucleotide messenger RNA. RefSeq lists its product as uncharacterized. The transcript has 7 exons. Gene Ontology annotation, biological process: transmembrane transport. Lineage: Eukaryota; Fungi; Basidiomycota; Agaricomycetes; Agaricales; Marasmiaceae. Bases 61 to 1476 code for a protein of 471 amino acids. The record is from RefSeq and is a predicted model, not a curated record. Gene Ontology annotation, molecular function: transmembrane transporter activity.